GUCAAUAGACGUACUCGUACUCAGUACUCCAGCAAAGCAGUCCAUGCUAAUGCGCACCCAGUACCGAGUCGAACAGGAGCGCUUUUACUGACAAAUAUCUUUCCUGGAAAUUAUUAUUUUUUACGUAAAUCAUCAUGUCUAUUAUUGUGAGGAACUUCCAGAAGUCUGUGGCCUUUAACUUGGAUAAGGUGAAAGGUGACUUGAAAGCACUUCGUCGCAUUCUUCGUGUUGAAAGAUUCGAUGUUUCAGUGAUAUGCGUGGAGGAUAAAGACAUCAGACAAAUGAACAAGAUAUAUCGGGCGACAGAUGAACCUACGGACGUGCUCUCGUUUCCUGCCCACGAGAAUCUGAAGCCAGGUCGCCUGCCAGACCCCUGGAGUGACUUAGCAGACUUGGGAGACAUGUUCCUGGGGAUGGGGUAUAUCGAGAGGGACUGUACCAAGCACAACGCAGACAUUGAUGAUGUACUACCGGUUAUCAUCACUCAUGGCCUAUGUCAUCUUAUCGGUUAUGAUCACAAGACACAAGAACAAUGGAAAAUGAUGCAUGACAGAGAGCUACAAAUCUUGGAACAAUUCAAAAAGCUGACCGGUCAAGAUCUUCAGCCAUUGACUGGACGGUCCGAUUUCCUUCAGGCCCAUCAUACAGACCCACAACCUCACAGUCAACCUACUCCGGCAUAAGAGCAGUGCAAUCUAUACCUCUCUCUCUCUCUCUCUCUCCCUCUCUUUUGCUCGCUCUCUCUCUCUCUCUCUCUCCCCCCCCCCCCCCCCUCUCUGGGCGAGAAAGUGUGGGACUAAUACAAGGUGAGAAAGGAUCACGGUCUUCCACCUUAAAAAUCGUGUUAUCUCCGCCCAUUUUUUUUGUGCACUAGUGGAAGUGUGGGAAUCAUCAAUUACGCCUUUCUUUUACAAGAUAUAUUGUAGGUCCAAAUUUUGUUUUUACUCUUAAAAUCCUUUGUAUUAUGGUAUUGAGCUUAUUAAAAAAAAUCAAUUUAGGCCAAAUCUAUCACAACAAAAGUGCUCUCAGUUUGCAUUCAACAGACAAGUUUCAUAAUGUUUUAAAUUCAUGCAUUUUCUUUCUCUGCAAGUAGAGUACUUGGUAAACUGUAGUUCCCUGCAUGGAACAUUAUUUACAACGUUACAUUUGGGAGAUAUGCAAUUUGCAUGAAUAUGUGAGCUUUUGCAAUGUUUGACAAUCCCCAACAAGCUUUUUAGUACAUAGGGAGACAUUUUUCAUCAGGAGAUCAUGCAUAAAGUAUGAAUACAUUUUAAAAAAUUGGCCUUUGUUCAUGAAAAUUUGAUAAGUGAAUUCACAUUUGAUAAGCAAAUUCACAUUGGACACAAUCAAACUCAAGUUCAUCUCGGUAUAAUAAAAGUGCACACAGAGCACUUUGUGGCAAUUAACAGGCAAAAUCAUGGAUAUCUUAAUUAAGAAGGAACCAGCCAUACUUUUGAUGUAAGAAACAUGGGUAAUUAACACAUGAUUACCUCUCCAACAAGCAUGGCCCGGACUUGGUCCCUACAUUGGAUGUUCUGUGUAGUCUUAUACCUCGCAGCAUAUAAUAGUGAUCAGAAGUGAAGGUCUCUCCAACAAGCAUGUCCAUGACUUGGUCUCUACAUUCGAUGUUCUGUGUAGUCUUAUACCUUGCAGCAUAAUAGUGAUCAGAAGUGAAGGUGCAUGUGACAUAAGACUAUUUCCAUAGAAGCACUGUGUGUAAGCCGCAUUUCUUUAUGUUUAUUUUUCUGAAUUCAUUUUUUUCUUUGGGGUCUCUUGGCUCUCAAAGAGCUCUAGUGAAGUGCUCAGUAGCUCCUCAUCACUGUCGCUGUCCAUGAAAUCCUUUUCGAUGUCAUGACUGGUGGUUGGGGUAGACGGUGGUGUUUUCUUUGGUGUGCAAUGUUCUUGUGCACUUACUAGGUCUGUAGAUGUGGAAGGUGGGUUAGCUGGUGUCUGGGGGCUCGAUUUUGGCGGAGUUGAUGCCAUGGUGUACACUGCUGCUUCAUCCCGACCCUUAGAUUUAAGUUUCCGUGGCAUGGUUGAUACAUCCAAAAAUACGACUUCUGAAUCCCACAAGGACAAACUCUGCGUGAAAUGUAUUCCUCUAGUAAUAAAGAAAUCUGCAAACUAGAGUCCAAAUCAAUUCAAAAUAUUAAAAUAUUAACAGUCAAGAUCUAUCAAGUUCAUAAGUGUAAGCUCUAGUUGUUUUUCAUUAUGCUCAUGGGACAAGCAAAAAUAACUGGGUACAUAAAAUGAAUUAUCCAAAAUUCCAUUCGAAAUUCCAGAUAAAAAUGAGAGGGAUACAAAAAGAGAAACAUUCUUUUAAAAGAAGUACAACAACGUCUUUAACUUACUGCUGUCACCACAGUCUUCCUUAUAGCCCUUGUUGAGAUUUUACCUGGCAGGCCAAAGUCCUUUCAAGACUCAUUGAGUGCAGUACUAGGCUUGUUUACUCCUUUUCCCUUGGAUGGCAGAAAGAAUCUUAUGGUGCCUGCAUGUUCACCACUGAAUGUGAUCCGCCAGGAGAAAGAUGUCUCGCUUCGUCAUACACAGUGAAAUACUUCCACUGAUCCUCUCGAAUGAUCACUUGUGCCUUACCAUAGACACGGGCUGUCUUGUGAACCCCCACCUGCAGAGAAGUAGACUAUUCAUCGUCAUAUAAAAAAUGUUUGCUUCCUUGACAUGAAAUACCACCAUAAACCAUUUAGUACAAAAUCUGGCUUUAAAAAAGUGUAUCCUACAGUUUAAUUCUCUUAGGUUUAUUGCAAGUUUAGAUACUUCAUUCAUUCUGCUAGCUUUCUUUCAACUCCUAGUAUCUCUAUGAAUUAAGUAACUGUUUCAGAUCUACAAAUACUCAUCUAACUGAGGGUAAAAACAGUACUAAAGAAGUAACAUUUUUAAAGCAUAAUUUCCUUUUCUUCCUUGAAGAUUUAAGUUUUUCUCUUACCUUAAUGACCCUUUUACCAGAGCAAUUAGUAGCAUUUGCCACUUCUUCACCAGUCAUAUUCGUAAGCACACAGCUCCUCGGAGCACCACUCAACAUUGCCAUCAACAUGUCUUUUGAUUCCGCUUCUCUUUCCUUGAUUUCAAGAGCAGUGUUCUUUGUUAGCUGAAUCAGAAGUCCUUCCAUUCGCUGAAUUUCUCUUGAAGAAAUUUUGAGUUGUUCUGCAUCAGAAUACUCGACUUUCAGCAUAGCGAUAAAUUUAGCAAAGCUGGAUAAAUAUUUGCUGACUGUUUUUGGUCUGAACUGUGCCUUCAGCUCUUCAUAAACCCUGGGAUUAUGGU
Messenger RNA from Strongylocentrotus purpuratus (purple sea urchin), 3282 nucleotides. Its product is annotated as endoribonuclease YbeY. Gene Ontology annotation, biological process: rRNA processing. The record is from RefSeq and is a predicted model, not a curated record. The transcript is spliced from 4 exons. NCBI's taxonomy places the organism in Eukaryota, Metazoa, Echinodermata, Echinoidea, Camarodonta, Strongylocentrotidae. The coding region runs from base 135 to 683 and encodes 182 amino acids. Gene Ontology annotation, molecular function: metalloendopeptidase activity.